UUUAUUAAAAUUAAUUUCAUCUCUUUACUUUUUAAAAAGUUGCAACUAGAAGAUUUAAGAUUACGUAUGUGCUUGUAUAUGUAAUUGGACAGGGCUCGUCUAAAGAACCAGUAGAUGAGCAGAGAGGAACAUGUAAUGGAAAUAACUUUUACCUUUACCCUAUUCUCUCGUCUUCCUUUCUGCAUAAAGUUCUGUGUGCCUGUACUUUCUGCUUUAUAGCCACUUAACACACACACACACACACAAAUUUCCACCAACCUUUGAAUUGCACUUUAAGUUAAUUUGACUACAGGAUCAGAUUUUGCACUGGGUAAUGGAAGACGAUGAUGAUGCAAAGCUCAAAGAAGAAAUAGAAGCUGAACUGGAUAAAAUCAGUAUUUCUUCUUUGGAAAAAGAUGAUGAUGAUAGUGAUUCAAAAUCAGAAACCCAGAGUGAUGAUAGUGAUACAGACUUAGAUGAAUUACCUGAGUCAGUUCUUCACUGUAUUAACAUCAUAAAGAAUAAGAGUAAAACUGCUGAAGAGCUCAUUCUUCAGGACUUAGAAGACACUGAUGUUUUAGGUUGUACCUAUGGAGCAGUUUCUAAUAAUCAUAUGCAUUUAAGGAUAGAACUAUCAACUGAAUAUAAAGAAAAAUUAGAUCAAUUAACAAAGAUAUUAUCUGAAAUAGAAAAAGAAGAAUUUCUGAGAAGUAAAACGCACUGUGGCAGUCCCGAUUCUGUUCCAGAGACGGGUCCUCAUGAACAUGGGGAUGAAUAUGUUUUGCCAGAUGAUGGUGAAAUAAAAUUUGGGUACUGUGAAGUGGAAGAAAGAUGUAGGCAAUCUUUUGAGGCUUGGCAAGGUAAACAGAAAGAACUAGAAGACCAAGAGAAAGAAACUCUCAAAGCUCAUAGGGAUAGAGAAGAAAAGGAAUUUCAAGAAGAAGAAGAGAAGAGACAUUGCUGGAUGGAACAAUUUGAAGUUGAAAAGAAGAAACUAGAGAAUAUUCAAAAGCAAGAGCAGGCCUGGAUGAAUGAUGAACUCCAUAAAGAAGAGGAAAUGUGGAAAGAGAAAUUUAAACAACAUGAGGAGUUUAUUAGAAACCUGAAUUUACAAAUGGAAGAAGAAAGAACAAGAUUUAAAGACCUACAGGAAAAAGAAAAAAUGCGCUUAUUAAAAAUGCAGCAUAAUGCAGCUGUAAAAAUUCAAACUAAAUAUAGAGCAUUUGUGGCCUACCAAAAAUAUGGUCCGAUUAUAAAAGAACAAAUAGAAAAUAAGAAAAAAAAAGCACUAGAGUGGAAAGAAAAGGAAGCAAAAAUACGACAGAUUGAAGAAGAAAAACAAAAAAGAUUAGAGGAGGAAAAAAAGAUAGAAGAAGAGACACAAAGACAGAAAGAAGAAGAAAGAAAAAGUAGAGAAAAAGAAUAUGAGGAAAAAAAGAAUAUUGUGAGACAAGAAAGACAGCAACUACUAAACAAAGAAAAAUUCAAAUUAAAAGAAGAUGCAAGAAAACAGCUAGUAAUAAGUAGAUCAUUAAAAAAGGGAGGACAUAAUGCCACAUAUUUAACUGUCAAAAAUAUAUCAAAGAAUGAGAAUGAAACAGGCAAAAUGCUAGGGGAUGAAAAGUCAAAAAAGUGGGAAGAUGUUCCACCUUGGGUAGCUAAAGAAUUGAAUGAAAGAGAAAAUAGAGAUAAACAACUUAUACUGAAAAAAUCAACACAAGUGCAAUUAGAAGAAUGUAUAUCAAACCAAGGAAUUUUGGCAGAAUUUAAAAUGAAAGAAAAAAAUGAAAACCUAGCAAAACAGUGUUCAGAAAAAUUGGUCAAGCAAGCAAGAAAAUAUGAAAAUACAGACCAAAAAAAUGAAUUGGAAAACCCAGAUGUAAAAGAACAUGUAGAAGAACACUUUCAGCUGCAAGAAUUAAUCUGUCCAAUAGCCCAAAAGGAAAACACCGUGGAGGCUACUGUAAAUGAGAAUCUAACACAAGAAACCCACGUAAUAACAUUAGAGCAUAAUCAAGAAGUUAAUGAAGUGAAAAACAAGAAAGGACAGAAAAUAAUACAAAAUAAUCAACACAGUAAGAUACAAAAAGUAGAAAAGGCAGAGAUAUCAGAACAGAAGGGAACUUUAUCUGGAGAGGAUAACAUUUCAGUGAUUUCAAUGAAACAAGAACUACUACCAUUAAAAUUAGAAAAUUCUGAAUAUGUAGGGGGAAAAGUAAUAUUACAAGGAAACAAAAUUGAUUUAAAAUCUAAAGAAACUGAGGAGAACCCAAAGGGCAAUGCUCUGAAUAGUGAUGUAAUUAUUAAUGCCAGUGAUGCUAUGAUAAAUGUAGAAGGCAAAGUAAACAAGCAAAAUUAUGAUUCAGCUAGAUAUACUUGCUGUGAUGACUUAGGUGGCUAUAAUACCCAAAACUCCUUGCUUUUUAAACAAGGAAACUCUCUAAAGUCUCAUAUUAAAGAAAUUCCAGAAGAGUGUCAUGAAAAUAGAGCUGAAUGUAGAAGUGUUGUGACCUGCUCUGCCCCGGAGACAGCACUUCUAUCCUCUAUUGAAGAAAAAAGGCUAGCCUGGAUAAGGUCAUUUAAACCCUGGUUGGAAAUUUUAGAGCAAAAUCAACAAAAGAAGAUUGUUAAGAAGAAGAGACUUGUGAAAUGUCCAGCCAACACGAUGCCCCCCUUGAAUACACUAGAUAUUCUUCAGUGUGGCUCCUGGAGUACUUUACAACAGGUUACAAGAGUAACGUUUCAAGAUUUGCCAGGCUGUAGUCUUUCCACACUGGCAGAGUGUACAAAUCUUCAGUUUCUCUCUCUUCAAUGCUGUGGGUUAACUUCUUUGCACAGCCUCAAUAAUUGCAAAAAACUGAAGUACAUUGAUGUACAGGACAAUAAGAUUGAAACUAUCAACUGUGAAAAUUUGGAAAACCUCUGCAUUCUUCUUCUUAAUAAAAAUCAACUGACUUCUUUGCAUGGUUUGGAUGGCUGCACUAAUAUCCAAAAUCUUGAACUUUCACAUAAUAAAAUCACUCGAAUUGGUGGUUUAGAAUCUUUGAAAAAUCUUCAGAGACUAGUUGUGGACCACAAUCAGUUAAUUAGUACAAAAGGCCUUUAUGAUACUCCUACCAUUAUAUACCUGGAUUGCUCACAUAAUCAUCUUACUAAACUGGAGGGUAUUGAAAAUUGUGGAUUGCUUCAAAUACUGAAGUUACAGGGAAAUUAUCUAAGUGAGCUUCCAUCCUUGGAGAAUCAUGUUCUACUGAGAGAACUAUAUCUGGAUGAUAACAGCAUUUCAGCUGUGGAAGCAUUUUCUUUAUAUUGGCUGCCUUUACUACAAAACCUCUCUAUGUCUCAGAACAGUUUGACAAAAAUCACACCAUUUUAUCAUUUUGUUUCUCUGGAAAAAUUGGAUAUCAGCAACAAUUGUCUUUCUGAUCUUACAAGUGCUGUAAAGUGGUUUGAUGCAUGCUGUUCUCUCCGUGAAUUGGCUCUGACUGGAAAUCCACUUCUUCAAGAAAUAAACUGGAGGGAAUCUUUGCUUAAAAGUUUACCUGCUCUAAGAAUCCUCAAUGGUGAAAUGCUAACCUGUUGUUCAGAAAGCAACAUUGAAGAACACUGUCAACCAGAAUUAGGACAUUUCCUGGCACUUUGUCAGUCCCAGACUAGAGAAUUCAACUUACUAAUUGAAAGCUACAUUACUGGAAAAGGAAAUAUUUUCACCUUGGAUGUUGCAGAAAAUCUCUGUCAUUAUUUUAAAAAAGUAAUGAAACUCAGUAAUGAAUACCGAUAUGUGCAUGAACAUGGGAAUGUAAGUAUAAUCAAGAGAGGUGAAUCAGAAGCCCAGCAAAAUUAUGUGGCUCCUGCAGAUGGUGAUAGCACACUGCAAAACCAAGCCCUUCACUCUUGUGCAACCAAACAUAACCUGGACUCACCAGAUAUUUCUGAAAAAUGGGUGGACUCUGGUUCUAGUCAUUGCCUAUUAACCAACCCCUUAUGUGAAGAUACAGAAGGAAGAAAUCAAGAAAAAAUAGUAGACCAGAAGAGAGAAGACAACACAUCAAGUGCUGUCCCCACCAAAAGAAUCCCAUUCAUGGAAACAGCAGUGACAAAUUACAUGCUGAAGAAUCACCCAAAUAUUGAACAUUAUGAAAAAAUUGUGGCAGCUACGGCAAUCCAGGCAUGCUGGCGUGGUUACAUUGUGCGUAGACAGUAUCUUUUUCCUACAAAACUACAUAUUGCUUCAACAAGACUCCUGAAAUACCACCCAAAUUCCUGCAUCAAAUAUGAAACUAUUUUAAAGAAAGAAAAAAGAGAAAAUACUGUGAAUAUCCAAGAGCAGAAGGAAAAGGCUGCUAUUCUUAUUCAGGCAGUUUGGAAGGGAUUUCUUUUGCGAAAGAAACUGACAACAGCUCUAGAGGCUAUUAAGAAUGAGGAAUCUGAAGAAGAAUAUGAAGAAAUAGAUUUAGAGGAUUUCACAUUUGAUGAAGCUGCCUUAGAGAAAGAAUGGCUAGCUUUCGAUUCCGCCUGUUUCCCUUCACAAACACAGCUUCUCGCAGACCGGCGGCACUGGCCAAAGUUCUCUGGAACCUUAAACUAUGAUGAUACUUCAUCUAAUUUACCAAGUCAUCCAGCUCAAGCAUGGUUAUAUAAUGAGAAAGAAAAUUUGUUUUCAUCGGAACACACGCAGUUUAAUGACAGAUCAGAAAAUAGAACUUUAUCCUGGACAUCUGAAUCGAAGACCGGCAGAAAGAGUUUGCUAAAAUCUGUAAAAGAGGAAAGAAUUUCAGAAGAAUGGGGCUUUAAGGAUAUAUCUACUGCUCAGCAAAUGUUGAAGAGAGCACAGAAAAUGAAAUCAAAGAAAUUAAGGAAGAAAUUAGAUGCCACUGUGCGCCUAGCAUUAUUCAAGAGCAAUGAAAAUAAAGUUUCUGUUGCAAAACCACCAGCGAAGUUACAAUCCAGAAGAGAUGGUUACUCUGAAGAUAAAGAAGAAGAAUUUUUCAACAAGGAUACUGUGGCACAUGAAAAAUUAGAUAGGAAUAAAGAAUAUACACAUCAGUGGCUUCCCACACAGGUUGGAGUUCCUGAAACAACUAGUGAAACAACUAGUUCCAGAAAUAUGAAAUGCAAUCAUUUCUUGCCUCAGUUAGAUCCAGAGGUACUUAAUGGUGGAAGAGUUCAGCUUGUGGCAAGACUUGUAAGCAGAGAAGACACGGAUUUAGACUUUUUUUCCAUGACCAGUGGAAAUGCUUUGUCUGUGAAGAGAGAGAAAAAAAGUCAGGCACACAGACACUCAGCGGGAUCUUCAAGUUUUUCAAUUAAAGGAAUACUUGCACCAACGAUAACAAAUACAGGACCUUCUAAGAAAGAACGCAUAUCAUUCCGCGACAAUCCUGUACAGCUCAGUGGUGGAUGGGGAAGUGGCAAAAAGAAGGCAAAAACCUCAAACUAACUCUUCGGGCUUCAGCAAAUGGCACUUGAUUUCUUUCAAGAGUUCUGUGGAGUCUGGUCAUGUUGUCAAUUGGAUAAAAGGUUUUAGAAUGCUGUAUUCCGUUUGUAUUAUUACACAUAUUUCUUAAUUUUGCUUUAUGGUGGAGUUAUCUAAUUUCCUUUCUGUAAAAUAGAGGUUUGCUCUUGUUCCUGUGUUCAUGUAAAAUGACCUUCAGAAAUUAAUUUUUUAACUAUUGCAAUGGAAUUUGCAUAUGCAAUUUCUUAUUUUCUUUAUAAUUUUGAUAUGUAUAUUAAAGACAGUUUCUGUUAUGAAUAACAAAUUGCAAUACUAUAUACAUACUAGACUAUAACUAUAUUUUAUUGACUUUAUAGUAUUAAUAAUUAAUAUAUUAAUAAAUUCUAUAUGACCAGAUUAUUAUAAUUAUUUCAAAGAUAAAUUGAUAUAUAAAGUAAUUUAGAAUACACAAUGAAAAUAGCCUUCAUUUUUUAUUUUACUUUGUCAUCUUAAAUAGAUUAGAGUUACAUUAAGAAAAUAUAUAGUCUAUUUAAAUUAAAAUGAAAUAAAAAUUUCAGUAUUAUCAGUUUAAUGAGUCCAACAUUUUAUGUAUAAUUUUUUAUUCAGAUGUAUGCCACCCAUAUUUAUAAAAAAUAGAUACUAAUAUUUGUUCAUUAACAUUAUUCUACUGACUCAAAAAUAUUCUAUCAUAUUAAAUUUUGUGAAGGUGACUUAAAAUUACCACUUAAAAAUAUUUUCAAAGCUCAACCUUAUCAUGUCAUAAUAUUAAUAUAUUGCCUAAAAUGACAGAUUUAUUAAACUCAUACUAUUGUGUCGUUAAUGUUCUGAGAUAUCAUAGUAAAUAAAAUGUGCAAAAUGCGGCAUUUACCUUUAUUGCCCCUUAGAAUCUUUUCUCUCCUGAAUCUGAAACUUUUUUCACAAAACUAAGUUCUCCAGUGACUCCUCAGUGUGUUGCUGUGAAAUAGGAUCCAGUGAACUUCAGUUUUCCCCCUUUUUUUCCUACUUUUUAAUGAAAUAUUUCAUCUAAAAGUGGCUAAGCAGAUUUAGAGAUGCAAUUAUUUAGUGUGCACCCCCAUCUUUUUUGGAGCACUAUUGCCUUUCAAAUCUGUAAAUUUCUUUUGACUUGAUUG
Molecule: messenger RNA, 6564 nt
Organism: Phyllostomus discolor (pale spear-nosed bat)
Lineage: Eukaryota; Metazoa; Chordata; Mammalia; Chiroptera; Phyllostomidae
Gene: LRRIQ1
Product: leucine rich repeats and IQ motif containing 1
Exons: 27
Coding region: 314-5419 (1701 amino acids)
Molecular function (GO): protein binding
Source: RefSeq, a predicted model, not a curated record